This is a messenger RNA of Knipowitschia caucasica, 396 nucleotides long. NCBI's taxonomy places the organism in Eukaryota, Metazoa, Chordata, Actinopteri, Gobiiformes, Gobiidae. The record is from the annotation of a GenBank genome assembly.
AUGAAUUUACGAGAUGCUGAGACGGGGAAGGUGCUGUGGCAGGGCACGGAGGACCUGUCGGUGCCCGGGGUCGAGCACGAGGCCCGAGUCCCCAAGAAGAUCCUCAAGUGCAAAGCCGUGUCCAGAGAGCUCAACUUCUCGUCCUCGGAGAAGCUGGAGAAGUUCAGGCUGGAGCAGAAGGUCUUCUUCAAAGGACAGUGUUUGGAAGAGUGGUUCUUUGAGUUUGGCUUCGUCAUCCCCAACUCCACCAACACGUGGCAGUCUCUGAUUGAAGCGGCGCCCGAGGCCCAGAUGAUGCCCGCCAACGUCUUAACAGGGAACGUCAUCAUCGAGACCAAGUUCUUUGACGACGACCUCCACGUGAGCACGUCCAGAGUGCGCCUGUUCUACGUGUGA